Messenger RNA from Neopsephotus bourkii (Bourke's parrot), 3701 nucleotides. RefSeq names its product TATA-box binding protein associated factor 5 (gene TAF5). Bases 618 to 2978 code for a protein of 786 amino acids. The record is from RefSeq and is a predicted model, not a curated record. Gene Ontology annotation, cellular component: transcription factor TFIID complex. The transcript is spliced from 11 exons. Gene Ontology annotation, biological process: transcription initiation at RNA polymerase II promoter. Gene Ontology annotation, molecular function: RNA polymerase II general transcription initiation factor activity; protein binding. Lineage: Eukaryota; Metazoa; Chordata; Aves; Psittaciformes; Psittacidae.
UUUGUUUUUGCACUCGACGCUCCUUCGGGUAAUAAUGAAGCGCAGACAAAUGCUUAAUUUAUCACAAAAGUGCGUCAAUCAUGAGAUACCAGUUCAAUUCAAAACGAAGUUUUUAUACUGUAACAUCACAAAUCUGUAUUUACCAAUGAAAGAAGAAGCAAUAUUAUAUACCUGGAAAACCAACUGACCCAGCCGUAACCAGUUUAACUCGGAGUAAGUCCAGUAAGGGCACACAGUCCAGAGGCCAUCCUUUGUUCACUCUAAGGAGGGCACAGGUAACGGCCUACUAACGCCAAAACAGUCAAUUUCUGAAUGAGGUUUCCCGCAUUUGUACACCACGAGCAGCACUGAGCUUCACAAUACCCAUACGCACAGUCACUAUCCGAAGGAACGCUUACUUAGUGCUAAACAUCUACAGCACAACAGCCGCCUCUCAAACACUCCUCCGCAUUCGCGCCACCUCUGGUGCCCUAAAGCGCUCCUGGCAGGUCGCAAAAUGAAGUCGACAGCGCCUAGGGAGGCAGCGGCAUCAGUACUCAUCCUUUGCCCUGACUGUCGCAAAAGCAUCCGCGCCUGGCGGCGGCAGCCUCUUGCCGGCGAAUGGAGGGCCAUGCAAGAUGGCGGCACUGCAUGAGGAGCCGGCAGAGGUGACGGCGGUAAAGCCGGAUCCUGAUGCGGGGACGCCGCCACAGCCCCCCACUGCGCCUCCAGUUGCCGCCGCCGCCGUUCCCGUCGCUCCCCCGGCCGCGGCGGCGGAAGGAGAGGCGGCGGGGAGCGGUGGGGAUGCGGCGCCCCCGAAGCCAGCCGCACCGGGCCCGGCCGCCUCCCCGGCGGCACUGGACCGACAGACGCUCGUGGCUGUGCUGCAGUUCCUGCGGCGUAGCAACCUCCGCGAGUCCGAGGAGAUCCUGCGCCGCGAAGCGCGCCUACUCGGCGAUGACCUCGCUUCCGCAGCCCUCAGCCCCACUGGCGCCGGGCUCCAGGGAAUCCCGGGUGGCGAUGCGGAUUCCAUCGGCGGCGAGGCGCUGCUCAGCCGGGUUAGCGCCGCUGCCGCGACAGGCGGCAAUGUCGCCACUGUCGCGUCUUCCAGCCCGGCGGUAGCAGCGGUCGCCGCCGUGCCGCCAGGGAAAGUUGGAGGAAGUGUUGUUGUGGAAGAUCAGCCAGAUGUGAGUGCAGUAUUGUCUGCCUACAAUCAACAGGGAGACCCGACUCUGUAUGAGGAAUACUACAGUGGGUUAAAACACUUCAUUGAGUCUUCUCUGGACUGUCAUCGAGCAGAAUUGUCUCAGCUGUUUUAUCCUCUCUUUGUGCACAUGUACUUGGAACUGGUCUACAAUCAACAUGAGAGUGAAGCAAAGUCUUUUUUUGAAAGAUUUCAUGGGGAUCAGGAGUGCUAUUACCAGGAUGACCUGCGUGUGUUAUCCAGUUUAACCAAAAAGGAACAUAUGAAAGGUAACGAGACUAUGCUGGAUUUCCGAACAAGCAAGUUUGUGCUGCGCAUUUCCCGUGACUCUUACCAACUCUUGAAGAGGCAUCUUCAGGAAAAGCAGAACAAUCAGAUCUGGAACAUUGUUCAGGAGCAUCUUUACAUUGAUAUCUUUGAUGGAAUGCCUCGCAGUAAACAACAGAUAGAUGCUAUGGUUGGAAGCUUGGCUGGGGAGGCAAAACGAGAGGCUAAUAAAGCAAAGGUUUUCUUUGGCUUAUUGAAGGAACCAGAGUUUGAUGUGCCUUUGGAUGAUGAAGAUGAAGAAGGAGAAAAUGAGGAGGGAAAGCCAAAGAAGAAAAAACCUAAAAAAGACAGUGUAGGGUCAAAAAGUAAAAAACAGGACCCUAAUGCUCCUCCCCAAAACAGAAUUCCUCUACCUGAACUGAAAGACUCUGACAAGCUAGAUAAAGUCAUGAACAUGAAAGAAGCUGCACGGCGUGUGCGUCUUGGCCCAGAGUGUCUGCCCUCCAUCUGUUUCUACACAUUCCUUAAUGCUUACCAGGGUCUGACUGCAGUGGAUAUUACAGAUGACUCUAGCAUGAUUGUAGGAGGCUUUGCUGAUUCUACUGUCAGAGUGUGGUCUGUGACACCAAAAAAGCUACGUAGCGUGAAAGCAGCAGCAGACCUUAGUCUCAUCGACAAAGAAUCAGAUGAUGUCUUGGAGAGGAUCAUGGAUGAGAAAACAGCAAGUGAGUUGAAGAUUUUAUAUGGUCACAGUGGACCUGUCUAUGGCACCAGCUUCAGUCCUGAUAGGAACUAUCUCUUGUCCUGUUCUGAGGAUGGCACUGUCAGAUUGUGGAGUCUUCAAACAUUCACAUGUUUGGUGGGAUAUAAAGGACACAACUACCCAGUAUGGGAUACACAAUUCUCUCCUUACGGUUAUUACUUCGUGUCAGGGGGACAUGACAGAGUGGCUCGUCUGUGGGCAACAGAUCACUACCAGCCUUUACGAAUAUUUGCUGGUCAUCUUGCUGACGUGACGUGUACCCGAUUCCACCCAAACUCCAAUUAUGUUGCCACAGGCUCAGCAGACAGGACUAUACGGCUCUGGGAUGUUUUGAAUGGGAAUUGUGUCAGAAUAUUCACUGGACAUAAGGGACCAAUUCAUUCACUGGCAUUUUCUCCUAAUGGACGAUUCCUGGCUACUGGAGCAACAGAUGGAAGAGUUCUGCUGUGGGAUAUUGGACACGGCUUGAUGGUUGGAGAAUUGAAAGGGCACACUGACACUGUCUAUGCCCUCAGAUUCAGUAGAGAUGGAGAGAUUUUAGCAUCAGGGUCAAUGGAUAACACAGUUCGCCUGUGGGAUGCUGUGAAGGCAUUUGAAGAUUUAGAAACCGAUGACUUUACUACAGCUACUGGACAUAUAAACUUGCCUGAAAACUCACAGGACUUGUUACUAGGUACAUACAUGACCAAAUCAACCCCGGUUGUACACCUCCAUUUUACACGCAGAAACUUGCUGCUGGCUGCGGGAGCCUACAGUUCACAGUGAAUCUGGAAGCUGCAAGACUGACUGUGCCAAGUCACUGCAUUCAUGACCUCAGGAUGUGAGAUAAGGAGGAAUGUCUUGCACAGGUGAAUUCCACUAGGAACAAACCUACGUAAACUAAUGCAAACAGCAUUUCUCAAUUCUGCUAUUUCAUAUUUAUCCAUACUUUGAAAAGCUGAAGAUUGACAAGACAUCGUGGCUGUAAAAGAAGGAAUUGUUCAUGGUGCUUUUGAUAAAUAUAUAUAUAUAUAUACAUGUAUAUGAAUAUGGCUGUCUCGUCUCGGAGAUGAUACUGAGCUCUGCUGAAACUUGGGGAAAUUUAACAGCCUUAUUAUGUGUUCUCAAAUGAUUUUUUUAAAGCACUUAAUUUAUGGAUAGCAGAUGUUUAUCUCAAACACAAGUGAAAACUUCAGUUUCAGGAAAGAAGAAUGUAGUUUAAUUUGCUAUAGCCUGGGCUGGGCAACAGGUAUGGUGAGAGUAUCCUAGCAACAAACAGGGCAUUGGAAGAGUAGGUCCUGCAGGCAGAAUCCUGUGGGGGACUGCUGCAAAAUGACGCCUAUGGGGUUUGUGCAUCCAAGUACUAAGUCCUGAGAAGAUUUCAAACUCCUGUACUCUUUUGAGUUACCAGAAACACAGAUUUUGUUAUUCUGUUCUUAGAGGUAGCCAGUGCUGUGCGACAAGCACCCAGAAGUGCAAUGUGAACUUAAUUUACCUUCAUACUUUAUU